This is a messenger RNA of Chrysemys picta bellii (western painted turtle), 3289 nucleotides long. It is a transcript of the gene WFDC1, whose product is annotated as WAP four-disulfide core domain 1. Gene Ontology annotation, biological process: regulation of cell growth. NCBI's taxonomy places the organism in Eukaryota, Metazoa, Chordata, Testudines, Emydidae. The record is from RefSeq and is a predicted model, not a curated record. Gene Ontology annotation, cellular component: extracellular region. Gene Ontology annotation, molecular function: peptidase inhibitor activity.
ACUCCUCCAAGACCUUUCUUUCCCCCUGUAGCAGCUGCCAUUUGAUCCCAUGCUUUGGCUUUGAAUGGAGCGCCCUGAGAGAGCCAGAUGUUGUGAACAAAGGUCUAAAAAUAAUCUGUCCAGUGAUCAUUCAAGGGGAAUAUGUGCCUCGUGGGAACACGAGAUGGGAGAACCUGAUCUAUCUUUGAACAAGAAAGUUCAACAGCAACUCCUGGCUCCUGAUUCUGGGCUCCCAAACUUUUUUUGUUUGUUUGUUUUUUUGCCUCCCAGAAGCUGCCCAGUAAAGAGCCGAGUUGCUUCAGCAGUCAGCUUUCUCCCUCCCUCUGAUUCGUCUGGCUCCUUGAAAGCUGGGAUCCGUAUUUUUUUAUUUCUCAUCAGGAGCAUGGACUCCAGCAGCAAUCGCCUGGUGCCCAAGCUGCAUUUCUGCAAAAAGAUCUUUGCUGCAGCCUUAUGUGUCUCAAUCUUACUCCCAGAAUCGGGCUUUGCAAAGAAUCUCUGGAAACGUGCUCUCCAUCUGAAACUGGCAGAGAAGUAUGAUGAUUAUGAGUACCCUCUUCAUUCUCACAGCGCCCACUACCAGAAGAAUGACCGCUGCCCCCCACCCCCGCAGACUUUACCAGAGCGAGCAUGUGAGGUGCCCAGCUGCCGUUCAGAUUCCGAAUGUGAAAGACACAAGCGUUGUUGUUACAAUGGGUGCAUCUAUGCCUGCUUAGAAUCAGUACAGCCACCUCCAGUUUUAGACUGGUUGGUGCAGCCGAAACCACGUUGGCUUGGAGGAAACGGUUGGUUGUUAGACGGACCAGAGGAAGUUUUACAAGCGGAGGCCUGCAGCACCACUGAGGAUGGGGAUGAGCCUCUGCAUUGCCCUACAGGAUAUGAAUGCCACAUCAUCAAUCCUGGCAACACAGCCGAAGGAAUCCCCAACAGGGGUCAGUGCAUCAAGCUACGUGGAAAUCCCGAUGGACGCAAUCUAAGGCAUAAAUAUUACAAGGAAUAUUUUGGGAGUAAUUCCAAUAACGUACUUGGCUACGUGAAACAACAGCAGAAGCACUUAGGUUAACUUGGUGGGACCUAACUCUUAAGGAGCUUUUAAAGAAAGAAAUACCCGGUAGUUGUCUGGCUCAGACGAAUUGCAGCCCUCGGUCUCCAGAUACAGCUAUUCAGCAUCUUCCUGAUCUCUGCAAGUUGUUGAUUAAAGACCUGCCUGGUGCAAGAGCAGCUAUUCUAGAACUCAGCCCUGUGAAGAGGGGGAGAAAUCCAUUCCUUUGACGGCAGCUGUAGUGUUUGAGCAGCACCUUUACAACUGGAACAGAUGACCAGUCUCAUCCACAAUUUCAUUUCAGAUCUGUAUCAGCACAGUACACACUAUAAUGCACAUUAGGGGACUGAGUCUGAUUUCGCUUACGUAGGAGUAACUCAGGAGUGACACUGGUAUAAAAAUAGAGGGUCCUGUGGCACCUUUAAGACUCACAGAAGUAUUGGGAGCAUAAGCUUUCUGAAGAAGUGAGGGUCUUACCCACAAAAGCUUAUGCUCCCAAUACUUCUGUGAGUCUUAAAGGUGCCACAGGACCCUCUGUUGCUUUUUACAGAUUCAGACUAACACGGCUACCCCUCUGAUACUGGUAUAAAAAUGGUGCACGUGGGUUUAGAAUCAGGCCCUAGGUAUAAACAGCCUGCUUGAUUUUUCUAAUAUAUGUGUGCUGAAUACAAUCAGUGACUUUCAUACUGCACGUACAUCAGAUUAACAGAACUCAGAGGUCUCUUACCUAAAAGGAAAUGAAUUGACUGGUAGUUUAUGAAUAGUGUGAAUGACUUUAUUAUGUUCACUAAAGAAAAUGGGACAAAUUUGUCUUUGUUGUGUCACCAUUGAAAUCAGUGGAAGCUACACCAGGGAUGAAUUUGCCCCAGUGAACAACUAUCCUUUUAUGAUUUAGUCUACAAGGUGAUCUAUGUAUUUAACAACAUGAGCCUGGAAAUGGUCUACCAUGGUGCUCUGUCUGAUAUUCCCUUAAGUACUACAGUAUAUGCAAAUGUUUAUUCUUCCCCUAGAGUUUGGAAUCCCUAUAUGAGAAAGGGGAAGUUAAAAAUACUGAGCGUUUCUUUUUUGACCAGCUAAAAUUGUCAGGUUUUGAAAAAUUUCAUUCCAGUGUUAGACUCAGAGACUGAGGCCAGAAGGGACCAUCAUGAUCAUCUAGUCUGACCUCCUGCACAUCGCAGGGCCACAGAACCCCACCCACUCCUGAAAUAGACCCUUAACCUCUGGCUGAGUUACUGAAGUCCUCAAAUCAUCGUUUAAAGACUUCAAGUUACAGAGAAUCUACCAUUUACUCUAGUUUAAGCCAGCAAGUGACCCGUGCCCCACACGGUAGUGGAAGGAGAAAAAAAACAACCAGGGUCUCUGCCAAUGAAAUUCCUUCCUGACCCCCCUUCCCCCCAAAAACCCAGUGAAAAAUGUGUACAAAACAUUUUACUAUUUUUAAAUCAGCUCUAGAGCUCAGUGCCCUCAACUCCUAUUUGUUUCAGUCAAUGUUAUGUGUUUUAAGGACCUUGCAGGAUCAAACACCUAGACUCCGGUCUCAUGCUUAACCCCAGGAGGGCAUUUUGCUUUGCAAUGCUAGUUAAACUCAUGGCUGAGUACUUUGCUGGAUAGGAGCUGUAGAGCAGGAAUUUAAUCAUUGCAAAAUGAAUCUAAAAAAAAAAAGAUGGCAGACUGAUAAAAUAAAGUACUGCUGAACGUUUGCUGUUUACUACAUGCUGUAGAAAAUCCAGCUUACCUAAUGGUGCUAGGGUAUUAAUUUUUCUUUUCAAGUUCUUUUAAAUUGUCAAACUUAGAAAAAAAUCAGCCGGCGCGGAGAUCUGAAGGCAAGGUUUCCAAUAUUAACAUUCAUACUGCUUUUGACGACACCAUAUCUCGCAAGACAAAUUUUCCUGAGUUCUUACUGCUGCCCAGAAAACAAAUGGUUUUAAGGCAACACUGUAAAAGCUCAAUGGGAAAUGGGUAAGGUUAGCUUUUAAAUGUGUGUGUUUGGUAUCAUUUUAAGGCUUGUCUGGUGCUACAAUAAACAUUUCAUGUUACGUUACAUGCUCACAGUGCUCAUGAGCUACCAGAGUCUCAGCUGGUGUCAGUCGGUGCCUUCAAUGGAGUCGCUCUGACCUCCACUACGGGAGAAUCUGGCCCAAUGACUCAUUCAAUACUAUCACUCCUGUUUUGUGCUGCUUGUGAUUAGAAACGUAGGUUCUCCUACUUUGGUGCUCAAUAAAAACAAAUCCAGUAUAUUUUUCAACUCUG